Messenger RNA from Eriocheir sinensis (Chinese mitten crab), 6543 nucleotides. RefSeq names its product synaptotagmin-17-like. NCBI's taxonomy places the organism in Eukaryota, Metazoa, Arthropoda, Malacostraca, Decapoda, Varunidae. Gene Ontology annotation, cellular component: membrane. Gene Ontology annotation, molecular function: calcium-dependent phospholipid binding; phosphatidylserine binding; clathrin binding. Gene Ontology annotation, biological process: cellular response to calcium ion; regulation of calcium ion-dependent exocytosis; regulation of dopamine secretion. The coding region runs from base 358 to 2055 and encodes 565 amino acids. The transcript is spliced from 13 exons. The record is from RefSeq and is a predicted model, not a curated record.
GCGGGUCACAUGGAGGGAUGAAUCAGCUGAAGUGUGGUGCUACUGUGGUGAAUAUUUGAGAAAAUAGACAGACAGACAGAACUGGAACCCCUGGCUAUCGACCAAUGGGGGCCCAGCUUCCAGUCCCGCAGCCAAUCACCGCCUUGCUCUCUCCUCGCAUGGGCCUUGGUCGCUCUCUCCGCCCGGCUCGCUAUCAGAAGGGCGUCAGACGAAGGGCCUUUUUCCCGAUCUUUUCUCGCGUCUACUGAAGGGAUGGAGCAAGCAGGCGGCGCGGGGAGAGAGAGAAGGGUUGGCUGAGCCUGGUGAACGAUGCUGGACAGUGAGCGGCGGAGCGAAGAAGGCCUGAAGGUGUGAAACAUGGGUCCCCGUCACGUGCAACAGGUCCUAACAGAUGCUGAGGGCGGCGAGGGUGACAACGCCGAAGGAGGAGAAGGAGGAGGAGGCGUGGGCGGAGGAGUCGGGGAGUGGGCGUGGUGGUGGCGUGAGGUGCUGUGCUGUUGGCGGAAGAACGACCCCCACGCCCUCCACGACCAUGAUGACCCCGCCUGGUACCGCUGCUGCUGCUACUACUGCUGGUGCUGCUGCUGCUGGUCCUGCUGUGAGGGCGAGGAGAAGGUCACCACACACCCGAGGAAGGAAGAUAUACAGUACAUUUUGCAGGCGUCGGAGGAACCAUCCAGCGACACGACUUCCCUCUCCUCCCUUCGCCACCAGAAAAGCGGCGCAGUAGAAGCAGUAGGAGCAGAAGGAGGAGGAGCAGAAGGAGGGAGCGAUGGAGGAGGAGGAGGAGGAGGAGGAGGAGGGAGUGGAGACCUGACGGAUAGCGAGUCGCUGUCCACCACGUCUCUCCUUCGUCAGCAGUCCAAUUCAUCGUCACCGUCCUCGUCAGUCUCCUCCGUGAAAGACCUCAAGUCGGAUAUGUACCACCAGAUUGAGCUUCGUCGGUCCAACUCGGUCUCGUCACGGCAGCUUCCAGUGAUCGACGUGCGGCCCAUUGAGUUCUGGUCCGGCGUUCGAGGCGAGGGGGUCCAGCCACGCCUCCCCGGCCCCCUCAGGUCCCCCGUGGCGCCCAGGUCCCCGCGGUGGUCCUCCAAGGCUGCGGAGUGCCAGAGUUUGACCAAGAUCCGGCCCCAGCUGUACGCCUCCACGUCCUCGUCGCUGGAGGAGGGCCCCGACGAGGACCAGCUGGGCCGCAUCCACUUCUCGCUGCACUACGAUGCGCUGGCCGCCGUGCUCAGGGUCAAGGUUUUGGAGGCUGUUGACCUGCCCAGUCCAGCUUGCAAGGACCGGAAUGACCUGGCCCACUCCAACCCCUAUGUCAAGGUCUCACUCCUCCCUGACACCAAGAACUCGCGGCAGACCUCAGUGAAGAAGAAAACGCAAGACCCAGUGUUUGAGGAGACCUUCUCGUUUGAGGUGCCGUACCGGGAGGUGGUCCGCCGCACGCUGGAGCUCAAGGUGAAGGACUUUGACAAAUUCUCUCGUCACUGUGUGGUGGGUCACACCCUGCUGCCCCUACACAAGGUCAACCUGGCCAGGUCAUCACGCCACUGGCAACCCCUCGUGCCCUGCAGCCUGGAGACUGAGGAGUACGGGGAGAUCCUGCUGUCCCUGAACUACCUGCCCACCGCCGGGAGACUCAACGUGGAUGUGAUCAAGGCCAAGCAGAUCCUUCAGACCAACCUAGUGAGAGGGGCAGAUCCCUAUGUCCGCGUGUCACUGGUGGUUCGUGGGCGUCACCUUAAGUCCAAGAAAACCAGCGUUAGGAAGAACACACUCUCGCCCUCCUUCAACGAGUCCUUCAGCUUCCACGUGGCAUCCCCAGAGCUGCAGGAGGCGUCGCUGGUGGUCACUGUCUGGGACUGGAACGGUGGGGUCAUGCGGGACGAGUUCAUAGGCCGGGUCGUCAUCGGGAAGCAGCCAUCAGGACCCCACGAGAUGACUCACUGGACCAACAUGAUGGCAUCGCAGCGUCACGCCGUAGCACAGUGGCACUCCCUCCACGCACGCAGCCACUGUGACCAGGUGUCCUCUGCAUCUCGUGCCGUCCCUUGAACACUGACCUGACGGCGCCUCCAAUGGCAUGACCAGGGACGCUAAUGUGCAGCAGCAGCAGCAGCAGCAAACCUUACUACCUGCCUUGCCUCAGAACUGUUCCUUCACUCCUGGUGGGCGGGCCUCUCCUGGGGGCUGGACAGGCUGUGGUCAGGGCAGCACUGGUCGCCACGAUGCCAGGGGGACUUGAGGACAGUGUGUUGAGUGUCGGCACGUAACAAGUGUGCAGUGACUCCCUCAGCAACAUGUGCAUAGGCUUAAUACUCUCUGGUGUAAGUGGAGACCUUGUGUGUGUUUCUGAGUGCCCUGCAAGCCAACACAUACAGGCUGUGUUGCAUGUGGAGUCCCUCAUGGUAACCUGCGUGUGAUGUGCUCCCUCCAGGCCAACACAUGGAGGAUUCGUAAUGGUAACCUUGUAUGUGCUGCCACAUUGUCUUCACACCGACACAUGCAGGCUGUCUUGCACAUGGGAUUCUUGCCUGGAGAAAAGAAACCUACCACCCUUUGUUGUCACAGUCCCUUACCAUAGAGACACAGUGUAGCUCCUCAUAGGGUAUAUUACAAGGUCCAGAGAUGUUGCUUGCUACCAUGUCCAGGAUCAUGCCUAUUAUAGCUGUAGACUGAUGUGGUACGAGGCACUGAGAUGUUUCUAUAAUACAUUGAAUUUAUAACCAAGGCAAAAUGUAACUCCUGUGACCUCUCAUAGGCUGCCAGUCCCUGAAGACGUUACUUACUGCCAUGUCCAUUCAGGCUCCCGGUAUAAAAUGUUAUGCCACAAGAGGUUAGAAAAUUAAAAAAAGAAGCUUCCAUCCAGCCGCUGCAUCACUGGUUCUCAACGGCUAAUGAACAGUAGGGAAAACAAUAAAGGAGGUCAAUAACAAAACCAGACAUUCCAUACAUGACAAUCACCAGUAGUAUUACCAGAAGCCUAAUUAGAAAAUACCAUUGAAGUAGGAAUCCAUAUAUUAAUUCAGUCCCACAAUAUUGAUAACAGAAAACAGAGCUGAGGGAUAUGAAGAAGAGGAGGAGAGGGACAGAGGGUAGUGGAGGAUAAAAUAAAGAUGAGGAGGAUUUUUAAAUAAGCUUCGGUGACUUGCUUCAAAUCCGUGCACUUCAUAAUCUCAGCUGUUUGUGUAUACUGGCUCCCUCCUCAGAUAUAUAUAUUUAUAUGUACUGAUCCAAGUCCCCUUGUGUAAGAAACAUGUCAUAGUGUUGCAUAUUCACUCAACACACACACACACACACACACACCGGGGAUGGAGUGAAUACCAGAACUGUGUAUUCAAAUACGAAUAUGAAUACUUUAAAUUCCAACGAAUACGAAUACAAACUCGAAUACAAUGAAAUAGUUUUAAUUUGAAUACAAAUACGAAUACUUCUUGAAAGUAUUCGUGAAUACAUUCAUGAAUACUUUUCAUUGAAAAAAUGCCUUCUCGACGCAACUGAGUACAGCACUGUUCUAAAGUUAAGCAACAGUACAGUGAGUUCAUGAACCUGUGCUGUACACGACCACCACACAUCCGCCCAGGAGGAUAGAGUUGUAAGGGACAACUGCUGUUAUUUAUGAUAAUAAUUUUUUGAAGUAUUCAUCAGAUUAUUAGCAGGAUACGAAUACUUUUCCCUUGCAUUGAUUUAUAUCAAUAAUUAUUUGAAUACAAAUAUGAAUACACCCAAAUACUGUAUUCAAAUGUAUCCAAAUACAAAUACUGAAUUUGAAUACUCCAUCCCUGACACACACACACACACACACACACACACACACACACACCUCAUUCCGUGGUCCUCACCCCACACCAACACGCCCCUCACCCCCACACCAACACGCCCCUCACCCCUGCCUAGCCUACCUAAGUGUUGAAUAUUUUUGCCGUAGCGAGCGUUCCCGCAGCACCGCCAUAAAGCCUUGUGUCCCGGCACCUUCGUGUUGCACCAGCGGCUUGGGCCCCAGGGAGGGUCACCUGCCCCCCCAGGGUGUUGCACAGACCCCCCCGGCAGCGCCCCACUCCUGUGUUGUAUUAAUUAUAUAUAUUAUCAAGGCAGGUGCUGUGCUAGACAUUACUUUCACUUUCAACUACAUCAGAGUGCUGUGGAUGUAUAGACACAAGACGUAUAUAUUUAUGUGAUGUAAGUACUACAGGAUAUUUAACAAUACAAAUACUACUAUAUAAAUACGUAUACUAUAUAAGGAAGAUAUAUAUAUUUUUUUCAGAGUAUUAUUACUAUAUGUAUGUACUAUUAUAUAAAGAACAGGUGCUUUUUAAUAGACAGGAAUGUAUUACACAGAAUCUCAGGAUUUUAAUGACUUACUCCAAAAUGUAACUUUCUUUGGCCUUAGUGUAUAACUUUUGUAAUGUGUGUACGUACGUGUGUUGGUUUACUGCUUCCGUUACCUUUCAUCCGGCAGCAGCGUCGACACUUUGUCCUAUCAUUUACUUCACGUUUUAAGUAGUCACACGUUAGUGUAUAACUUUUGUAAUGUGUGUACGUGUGUUGGUUUGCUGCUUCUGUUAUGUUUUGUCCGACAGCAGCGUUGACACCAGCCAGACGGUCUUGAUCGCCACCAGUCACUUUGUCCUAUCAUUUACUUCACGUUUUAAGUAGACACGCCUUAGUGUAUAACUUUUGUAAUGUGCUUACGUGUGUUGGUUUGCUGCUUCCGUUACGCUUUGUCUGACAGCAGCGUUGACACCGGCCAGACGGUCUUGAUCGCCACCAGUCACUUUGUCCUAUCAUUUACUUCACGUUUCGUGCAGUGGGGUCCUGAAACGCACACCAUCAAAGGCCUCAAUUCAUGAGUGCUCUGAGCUUCUAAACAGCCUUAUAUAAAGUAACCAAGUGGGGCAAGCAGUUCUUUAACCUGUCCACUGCAUUUGACACAGAUUUUGCCUUCACUGGUAGCCUGGUAACACAUAGUCCCAGGUCUCUCUCUGCCUCUUAGGUGGAUAGUAGAGUGUUUCUUAUGUGGUAUUUGUAGUAUGCUGGAUUUCCCUCGCAAGGUGCAUGACUUUACAUAUUUCUUCAGUGAAUAGCAGCAGCCACUUUUUGUUCCAUUCCUGUAGCUUGGUAAUCUACUCUUGUAGGAAAUCUGCAGUCAAGGGAUUAAAAAGGUCUGCAGGAGGAAAUGGGAGAGAGGGGAGAAGAAGGAAAGGGUAGUGGGUGGCUUUUAAAUAGUUGAGAGGCAUUGAUAGCACCUCAAGUUGCAGACUGAAAUUCAUGAGACGAGUUACACAAGCAAAAUUUGAUUGGGUUAAGUUAUGAAAAGUGCGAACUACAUACAAACUCAUCUUAUUCUCUUCUUCUUCUUCACUUCUCUUCUUCUUUUCGUUUAAUGGCCUCAUUUUCCCUUAUGGGGGUUGGAUGGGACGUGAGUCUCUCCCAUUCUUCCCAAACACUGAAUUCCUGCUGCACUGUUCAUGACCCAUAUUUUUAAACAGUUUGGUGCCCAAGCUCACAUAUUCAACAAGGCUUUCGUAGGAACCUGGGUCAUUUCCUUGCGUACUUUUAUGACCCUAGUGGUAGUUUGAACCUUCUCCUGUACCCUGAACCUAAACAAACACUCAUUAGAAUGCGAUUGAUCCCCUUUUCGGCCUUUGGAAAUUGUUGAUAGAGUGAUGGAAGCCUCUGAGAACAACAACCCAGGCAGGACCCUGCUGUACAUACUCUCUCUGCUCUCACUGUGUCCGUGCUAUCAGUGUUUAUGACCCUUGAAGGUUAUGACAUGUGUAACUGUAUGGCUAGACCUUCCUGUAUGUGUAUAGUGUAACUUUAAUUUUAUGGUCAGUGUUGUGGUGUAUAAAUUAACACAUACGAGGAAACCUACACAGUAAUGCUAUAUGAUAAAGAUGUAUAACGAAGAUACUAUUUAUAUAUUCAUGUAUAUUUUGUAGCCAUUAACAAGUGUGAUGUAAAUGUAUACUUAGGUGUUCGAGUAAGGACACACACACACACACACACACACACACACACACACACACACACACACACUUAUGAGGAGAGACUCAGUAGCAUGGGGCUCACAACCCUGGAGAGAAGAAGAGAGAGGAGAUCUUAUAGCAGUGUACAGGGUGGCGAGCGGAGUGGAGCAUUUGGACAGAGAAGACCUGUGUGUGUGGAACAAGAGAGAAACAAGAGGACAUGGAAAGAAGUUGAGGAUGACCACGUGUAGGAGAGAUGUGAAAAAGUUUAGCUUCCCCCAAAAAAGCAUAGAGCUAUGGAAUAAACUGGAGGAGGAGAUGGUCUGUGCAAGAAACAUUCAUGAUUUUAAGGAAAAGUUGGAUAAGAGUGCAUGGAUAUGGAGAUGGGACAGCGCGAGCAUAGCUCUUUUCCCGUAUGUCACAACUAGGUAAAUACAACUAGGUAAAUACACGCACAAAAAAAAUGAGAGGUGAAAUGAAAGCACACACACACACACACACACACACACACACACACACACACACACACACACACACACACACACACACACACACACACACACACACACACACA